Molecule: messenger RNA, 631 nt
Organism: Entrophospora candida
Lineage: Eukaryota; Fungi; Glomeromycota; Glomeromycetes; Entrophosporales; Entrophosporaceae
Source: the annotation of a GenBank genome assembly
AUAUUCUAUUGCAAACAUUGGCAUACCUUCAGUUGAAGAAGAACAAGAAAAUCAAAUUGAAAAUUUGAGUGAUAAAUGGGUUUGUGAUAUUUGUUUAGAUUAUAUUGAUAAAAAGAAACAUUAUUCGUACCUAACUUGCUUAGAUCCAAAGUGUAAAAUGGUUUCACAUUUGGUUUGUCUUGCUCAAAUCUUCUUGAGAUGUGAAAGAAACAAAAAUAUCAAGAAGUUUGAAGAUAUUCUUGGUAACAAUAGUAAUAUUACAAAUAGCGACAUUUGUCAAAAAAUUGACACUUAUUAUCUUUUACCAAAAUAUGGAAAUUCUAAAAAUUCAAACAGGAGUUGUAAAACGGAAUUAGUACAACAACAAAAUCACAUUGAUAGAAUGGUUCAACAAGGUUAUAAUGAAUACGAUGUUAAAAAACAGAAGGAAGUUUUAGAUGAAACUGUGCAGAUGAUUCCAGAUUGUAAAAAUCGUCUUAAUGAAGCUUAUAAAGUGUUGAAGGAUUUAGUGAGUAAACAAGAUCCAUCUUGGGUUGGUACAGAUGAGUUAAAUAAAGCUGAAGAAACUUUAAAAGAGAUUGAGUUAGACAGAGUUGAAGAAAAGGUUGGGUUGAAGAACUCUGAUUCUUAA